CGUUCUCCAGAGCGCACACCAUCAUUACGUGCAGCCCUCGCGGUCUCGCGGCUUUUCUCUUCCGCCAGUCAGUCGACGCCGGCAUGGCGCACGAGACGGACGUGUGUGAAAAAAUUUUCGACGCCAUUCGCAAUGCAGAUUUGCCGGCAGCCAAGCAGCUCCUUGCAAAAGCGCAAGGGGUCAACCUGGAGGCCAACUGGCCAGCCGGCGACCCUCCACUCGUCCUGGCGGCCAAACACACCCGCGACCCGAGUCUAUUGACUUGUUUGCUGGCGGCCAAUUGCGACAAGGACGCUCGUUCGGCCACCGGCGAGACGGCCCUGCACUGCAUCGUGGGUCACUGGGAUGACCCGGCAGAGGCCGUCAAGGUGCUCAUUUCGGCAGGGUGCUCGGCUAACUUGGCUGACCAGCUCAGGAAGCAGAUGCCGCUCCAUGUUCUUAGUAGAAGAUGUUCUCAAUCAAAAAAGACUUCUUUUGGUGGUUCGAGUCCAACAAAAAUAAUGCCAUCGUUAUCAACCUCUCUUGAGAUUCUCGCCAAAGUUAGCGACGUCAAUUGUGAGGACCACACAAAGAAAACGCCCUUGCACGUGCUUGUUAAAGCAAAUUGCAAUAUCAGCGAACCUUUCCUAACCCUCUUGGCCCACGGAUCUCAGUUGGAAAAGCAGAACGAGCAAGGCGAAACGCCGCUGAUAGAAGCGCUUGAGAGCGGCUCACUUUUUGCGGCUGAGCUUCUGCUGGAAGAGGCGGCAAAAAUGCAGGCAGAUGAUCAUCAGUGGCUCUGCUGCUCGACUGUUUACAGAGAAACGGCUCUUCACGUUGCUGCCCGGAAAGGAUUGACGAAUAUUGUUUCUUCCAUUCUGUCUCUUAAAAGCUCGGCCAGUUUGACGCAGGCCGAAGACCUAAAUGGCGACACUGCGCUUCAUUUGGCGGCAGGAAGGGGUCACUUGGAAGUGGUGGAAAAGCUACUGGCCACCGAAUCAGUGGAGGUGAACGCUAGAAACAAAAAGGGACUGGCGCCCCUGCAUGUUGCUGUAGAAAGUGGUUUUAUUCACGUGGUCAAAGCGCUGCUUCAAAAACCCACGUGCGAUGUAACAGCUCGCACCACCGAUGAGCGAAGGUCUUCGCCCGUGGACUUAGCACAACAGGAGUACCGCAGACGGUCGCAACCUGAAAUGACUCUAAUCCUAGUUCAAGAAGCUGAGAGAAGACAGAACACGAUGCAUGCCAUCGGUUAAGCAACGAUCAAAAUUUCUACAAAACUGCAUUUAUUUAAUUUGUACAAAUGUCAAAUUGUGUGAUAGGAGAACGAGAAUCAAAGUUUUCAAAGAAUAAAUAAAUAUUUAUUAAUGCAUUUUUGCUUGUUAUAAGAACA
Neocloeon triangulifer is the source of this 1372-nucleotide messenger RNA. RefSeq names its product alpha-latrotoxin-Lhe1a-like. Gene Ontology annotation, molecular function: protein binding. Bases 84 to 1235 code for a protein of 383 amino acids. Lineage: Eukaryota; Metazoa; Arthropoda; Insecta; Ephemeroptera; Baetidae. The transcript is spliced from 5 exons. The record is from RefSeq and is a predicted model, not a curated record.